Molecule: messenger RNA, 1002 nt
Organism: Penicillium malachiteum
Lineage: Eukaryota; Fungi; Ascomycota; Eurotiomycetes; Eurotiales; Aspergillaceae
Product: carbon-nitrogen hydrolase family protein
Exons: 3
Coding region: 1-1002 (333 amino acids)
Molecular function (GO): catalytic activity
Source: RefSeq, a predicted model, not a curated record
AUGAGUAGCAAAACCGUGCGCGUGGCUGUCACUCAGUCUGAACCAGCAUGGUUGGAUCUUGCUGAGGGUGUCAAGAAGACAUGCGAGUUGAUCGAAGAAGCAGGAAAACAAGGGGCAAGCUUGAUUGCUUUCCCUGAAUGCUGGAUUCCGGGUUACCCUUGCUGGAUAUGGUCCCGCCUUCUAGAUGUUGAACUCAACGUUGCCUACGUGAAGAACUCCCUCCGGCUUGAUUCGGUCGAGAUGAAGGCGAUUCAGAAUGCAGUCCGAGCCCAUUCGAUCGCUGUCUCGUUGGGAUUUUCCGAGAAUGACAACAACUCCGUGUAUAUCUCUCAGGUGAUGAUUGGUCCAGAUGGAGUGUUGAAAUCACACCGUCGAAAGAUGAAGCCAACACAUAUGGAGCGUACCGUAUUUGGUGAUGCAUCAGGAGAGUGCUUUUCAAGCGUGUCCCAACUCCCGUUUGGACGAGUCGGCGCUCUCUCAUGCUGGGAGCAUAUCCAGCCACUACUGAAAUACCAUACAUUCUCUCAGAAUGAGGAUAUUCAUGUUUCUGCCUGGCCAAGCUUAACUCCUCAUACUGGAGGCUCGGACUUAUGGUCAAUGUCAAAAGAAGGUUGCCAAAAUCUGUCACGAACCUAUGCGAUCGAGGCACAGAGUUUCGUUCUCCAUUGUACAGCUCUGAUAACUGAGAAAGGUAUUGAAAGGAUGAAAACGUCUGGCGGGGCGCUGAUGUCUUCUCCUGGGGGUGGCAGCUCCGCAGUGUUUGGGCCAGAUGGCAGGCUGUUGUCAGAGCCCGUCGAGAGUACAACAGAAGCGAUCAUCUACGCCGAUCUUGACAUGGACCAGAUUAUUGGCACAAAGCUAUUCGCAGACGCGACCGGACAUUAUAGCCGCCCUGAUCUCAUGUGGUUGAACGUUUGUAAAGAAGUGAAGAAAACAAUCCGUGAUAAUACGACCGCGGAUCUGGUUAACGUGAUCGCUGGUGAUAUUUCCAGCCAGAAGUAG